AUAGAUAGUCUCGAUCUCAGACGCUGACUCCAAUCCUUCCCCUUCUUCAUCGUAGAUCUCUAAUUUCUAUAAUAUAUUAAAUAAUAUGAUAAUCAAAUCACUCUCUAUCUCUAUCGUCUGAAUCAAAAUCCAACCCUAAUUAAAGCUUGUCCAGUGCCGCUACUGAUAAUUCGAAUACACAAAUCAUCAUCUGUUGUUGUAUCCGACAAAAAAAGUUCGAUUCGUUAAUUGAGGAGAGGAGUAGCAACAAUGAAGGAAGGGAAAUCCUCUGCUAAAUUGAACAACAACAACAAUCAACAGCAGCAGCACCAAAAUGGUCACUUGUCUCCUUUCAAACUCGCCAAAUUGUUGGAUCCUGAAGCCUCUUGGGAUAAGGAUCAAUUGGGAGAUGUGUUGCAUUGGAUUAGGCAAGUCGUCGCCCUCGUUUGCGGAUUACUAUGGGGUGCCAUCCCUUUGGUCGGCGGUAUUUGGAUCGCCCUUUUUCUGUUGAUAUCCUCUGGGAUUAUAUAUGUUUAUUAUGGGAUGAUAUUAAAGAUCGACGAGGAUGAUUUUGGUGGUCAUGGAACUCUACUCCAAGAGGGGCUCUUUGCUUCUAUCACUCUAUUUCUGCUAUCGUGGAUUCUAAUGUACAGCUUGGCCCACUUCUGAUUGGCUCCAUACACCAAUCUGGCUGCCACUGUCUCUCCAUCUUUAAGCAAUGUUCGUACUCUCUUAAUUACAUGCACCAGGCACCAUUGCUCAUGCCCUGAGAACAAUGAGAAAGUUCCUUGCUCUUAUCCUGUUAUCUUCUUUUAAUUGUGCAACUGCAACGUCAUUUUGCGUAGCAUGAAUAUGCUAGCUUUUGAUUCAUGGUAUUUAUUUGAAAUUUUCUUCAUAAA
This is a messenger RNA of Populus trichocarpa (black cottonwood), 878 nucleotides long. RefSeq lists its product as uncharacterized. The transcript is spliced from 4 exons. NCBI's taxonomy places the organism in Eukaryota, Viridiplantae, Streptophyta, Magnoliopsida, Malpighiales, Salicaceae. The record is from RefSeq and is a predicted model, not a curated record. Gene Ontology annotation, biological process: mitochondrial respirasome assembly. The coding region runs from base 250 to 648 and encodes 132 amino acids.